Molecule: messenger RNA, 597 nt
Organism: Maudiozyma barnettii
Lineage: Eukaryota; Fungi; Ascomycota; Saccharomycetes; Saccharomycetales; Saccharomycetaceae
Gene: YPT35
Product: Ypt35p
Exons: 1
Coding region: 1-597 (198 amino acids)
Molecular function (GO): phosphatidylinositol-3-phosphate binding
Source: RefSeq, a predicted model, not a curated record
AUGUCUACCCAAAAUAGGAUUAAAAUAUUGGCACCUGAGCCUAUAACGCUAUUGCAAAAUGAAGAAAAUGAUACACCACAUAUGCCUACACUCCCAGGAAUCCCCACAAGAAAACAUAGAGCAUGUAGUUCUGUCAAUGAUAACUUCAAUUUUAGCAAAGUUAGUGUUACAGAUUGUACCAUCCUUAAAGGUGAUAAUACUUCAAAAUUUGCAAUGUGGAAGAUUACUAUAAUUUUACAACCGAGUGAAACGCUAAUUGAAAGGACGAAUAAACCACAGGUUGCUUAUCCCAAGGUUCAAACAUAUAAGAGAUACUCUGAUUUUGUAACGUUUCGUAAUAUAAUUAUUAACAAGAUUGUGACAAAUGGUGAGACCUCCGAGAAUAUAUUAUUAUUAUCGAAAAUACCAAAACUGCCGCCGAAGAUUCCUUGGUAUGAAAUAUGGCAAUAUCAGAAGGCUAAUUACAAUAAGAAAUGGCUUAUAGAGAGAAGAAUAGGUCUAGAAAUUUUUUUGAAUGGAAUAGUAUUAAACCAAGAUGUUGUUCAAAUAUGUCGGUCUGAGAUAUUACGUUUUCUGGAAGAACCAUCUCCAGAAUAA